UUAAAAAUUUCACAAGUGUUUUUUUUUCAUAUCUCUAAGUGAUAAAUGCAGUAUACUUUAUAAGUGAAGGACUGAGGGGAAAUCCCAAAAUAUCUUGGACAUACUUUGUUGUUUUAAUAGAAUAUCUUUCUUCAAACAAGAUAUAUAACUUGAACUAUUUUUGUAAUUAUAGGAGCAUUCUGCUAUCGUUUAUAGCUUUUCCUCAUUGCUCUCGUAAAUUAUGAAUGCUGUUUGCGUAAAUGCAAAUUUCUCUGGGGAAUAACUGCAACAUCAAUACAACUGGCAUACUUAUUGAAGCAUAAUAAGAUGUUUACGUUUAACACGAAAUAUUUUGAAAAUACUUUUACUAUCUUCUCAUAAUGCUAUCAAUGUUUUAUGACAUAAAAUUUUCAGAAGAUGCAGAAAUAAAUAACGGGUUUCGAAAAUCGGAAGAUACAUGAUGCUUAUCAGAAGAAAUAUGUGUUUGAAAACGUUGCUUUUCACACGAAAAUUUUCAAAGAGCGCAAAGGAAGUAUGGGAGAAAUUCCUGCUUAAUAGUCAUAGAACAUCGCUUAAAAGAUUUAUCCAGAAUGAUCGGGACGUGACAAAUGUGAUCUUAAAAAACACUGAAAUGACUCGCAAUCAUCUGACUCCAGAACUAAAAUUAUUCUUACUAACAGAGAAUUCUCCUUUAUAUCACGAGCCAUUCAUUGAUAAAUAUACAAAUGGAAUAUUUGAUUCUUUGACCAGGAAUGUAUUUCAAGAUCCAUUUUGGUCUAUUUAUUGGCCUGGAGGCCAAGUACUUACGAGAUUCAUUCUGGAUGAAAAGGAAAGAAUUUUAGGCAGCAUGACACAAAAUGUGAAAAAAGAUAUAAUAAGAAUACUGGAUUUGGGUGCGGGAUGCGGCGCUGCGGCGAUAGCUGCAAAAUUAAUGAAUGAAACGUGCAAAAUUGUUGCAAAUGACAUCAGUAAAGUCGCCUGCACAGCUAUUGCGAUGAAUGCAAUAUUAAACAAUGUGGACAUUGAGGUGUUGUGCGAAAACUUGUUAAAAAAACCACUAGAAGAUUCAUACGACGUGAUUUUUGUAGGUGAUUUAUUAUAUGACGAAGAAAUAGCGAACACUUUAGUGACUUGGUUGGGAGACGCACAUGAACGAGGUGCACAAAUUUAUCUAGGAGAUCCAGGAAGGCACGGAUUAAAUGAAACUUUCAGAAAACGAUUGAAAUUGAUACGACGAUAUUCCUUGCCUGAAAAUAUCAAGAAGGAAAAUUAUGGUUAUGAUAUGGCCAUUGUGUGGGAAUUUAACUAAACUUGAACAACCUUGGAAUUACAUACAGGAUAAGAAACGUUGUAAAGUU
Molecule: messenger RNA, 1337 nt
Organism: Acromyrmex echinatior (Panamanian leafcutter ant)
Lineage: Eukaryota; Metazoa; Arthropoda; Insecta; Hymenoptera; Formicidae
Product: electron transfer flavoprotein beta subunit lysine methyltransferase
Biological process (GO): peptidyl-lysine trimethylation
Cellular component (GO): mitochondrial matrix
Molecular function (GO): protein-lysine N-methyltransferase activity
Source: RefSeq, a predicted model, not a curated record